CGUUUGACAACCGAAAACCUGGCCAGCGGUUCGACAAUAUUUGUGCACUUUAAUCUUGAAACCACCGGCCUCGAGGUCUUUCUCUCGGCUGCAUGUGGCAAGACUAGCAAUAACAGACCGGUGUCUGGGUCCAUUGGUUUAUCCAUCACGACGUCGUUUAGCCAGAAAAGGCCUCUCAUCUUGGCUUGAUAUCGCGAUGUCAAGCUCUGUUGAUUCAGCGCUGAAGGUUCUCGAUGAACCGGCUAUGUUGGGACUCUCGCUUCUUGUCGCCCCUGAACACCCAUUGAUCGACAUCGUCUUUGUCCAUGGUUUUAAUGGACACCCGGAGCGUACCUGGAGGCAUAAGGGCGAUACUGGCCAUCAGCCUAGUGUACCUGAAGAGCACAGCGACGAACGACCCCGAAAGUUCCAAAAGAUAUUCGAUUCAGUGAAAGUCCCACGCGGCCGGAAGCCUGUUUAUUGGCCCAGGGAUCUCUUACCGCAUACCGCACCUGACGCACGAAUACUGGCGUAUGGCUACGACACUCGCCUCGGACAUCGGCUUAGCUCCCCGAGGAGCCAGAAAUCGGUGUAUGAUUUCGCAAAGGACUUCUUGCUGGAAUUGGAAGCCGCACGCCGGUCACACCCAAGCCGGCCCCUUCUAUUCAUAGCUCACAGCCUUGGAGGGGUCGUUGUCAAGGAAAUGCUCCGACAAUCGUACGGCCAUCUGAAUCAUCACCAUCAUCUUCGAACCAUAUCUGAGUCAACGUCGGGUAUCAUCUUCUUCGGCACGCCACACGGCGGUGCAGACCCACAAGGGCUUUUAAGGACCAUUGCAGAGAAUGUCGCUCGAGUGGUUGGUUUCACGGUGAACGAGACCGUCCUGGAGAGCUUGCUGCCUUCUGCUGAACGUCUGAGGCAACUUCGUGACGAGUUUGGUCCGAUGGCUCACGCACAGGAGUGGAAGAUACACUGUUUCCAAGAAGACCACGGGAUCAAAGCCCUCGGUGGAAGGAAGGUUGUUGAGGAUGUAUCCUCUUGCUUGUCUGAUUCGAGUUUGGAAAUCACUCAGCAUAUCGCGAAUGAUCACAUGGAUAUGUGUCGCUUUAGUGGAAUUCACGAUGUCGAGUAUAGGAAGGUAGCGGCCGCAAUCCGUCGUGUUCUUGAAAACACCAACAACUGCCCUCAUUCCGCUAGUCGAACAACCUUGAGCAUCGGAGAACGGCAAGCCUACGUCAAGUCCCUCAGAUUUGAUCAGAUUGGUGCUCGUCAUGCGACAAUCAAGACGGCCCACGCCAAAACUUGCAGGUGGCUUCUCAAGAACCCUGGUUACCAGGACUGGCUCGCCCUCGAAAGACUCUCCGAGCAUAAUGGCUUUCUGUGGAUCAAGGGUAACCCGGGCACCGGCAAAUCCACAUUGAUGAAGUAUAUACUUGCGAACGCCAAGAAGACCAUGCCGGAAGCCACAGUUCUUUCAUUCUUUUUCAACGCAAGGGGAGAAGGUCUUGAGAAGUCUACCGAAGGUCUAUAUCGGUCACUACUUCUGCAACUGCUAGAGAACUUUUCAGAGCUUGAGCAGAUUCUGGAUCUUCUUCCGCAGCCGUUACUGGCCGGAACCGGUGAAUUCGAGGGCCAGUGGCAACUUGAAACCCUGAAAAUGAUCUUUCAGGCCGCCGUCAGAAGACUUGGGACCAGACGCCUGGUCUGCUUUGUCGAUGCGUUGGACGAGUGUCAUGAAGAUGACGUGCGAGACAUGGUGGCAUUCUUCGAAACCCUCAGCCAAGAAGCAGUUCAAUCAGGAAAGCACCUCCAAAUCUGUUUCUCAAGUCGCCAUUACCCCUAUAUCAGCGUCGAGAAGUGCAUUGAGCUCGUUUUGGAGGAUCAGGAUGGCCAUCAAGAUGACUUGGCACACUACUUACAGACCGAACUGAAAAUCGGAAAGAGUCAGCGCAGCGAAAAGAUCAAAAAUGAAGUUCUCCAGAGAGCCAAUGGUAUCUUUCUAUGGGUCGUACUGGUCGUCCGAAUGCUGCAGAAAGAGUAUGACAGAGGACGAAUACAUGCGCUUCAGAAACGACUCAAUGAGAUUCCGGACGGCCUUGAUAAAUUAUUUAAAGAUAUCUUGACCAGAGACGCACGAAACAGCGACGAUCUCCUGCUCUGUCUGCAAUGGAUUUUGUUCGCCAAACGACCGUUGAAGCGUGAGGAGCUAUACUUCGCGAUAUUGGCUGGAACUGAACCUGAUCAACUUACCCCAUGGGACCCGAACGAGAUAACGACAAAUGUCAUGGAUCGAUUUCUUCUAGACUGCUCCAAGGGCCUCGCCGAACUGACAAAGACGAAGAAACAGACGGUCCAAUUCAUCCACGAAUCCGUUCGAGAUUACCUUCUCAAGGGAAACGGGCUCGUGCACCUUCAACAACCUCUACAAUCGGACUUUGAAGGGCUGAGCCAUGAAAAGCUGAAACUGUGCUGUCAAAACUACUUGAAGGUUGACACAAGUCUCGUGGAUUCGCGGGGACAAGAUACAAUCGACCCCGGAGUAAAUGAUCACGGAAUCGUCGAAAAUGAAACUCAGCUGGACACCCCCUCUAAUGACAACAAUUCUCAGUCACAGGGUGCCUCUUCAUCUAACGACGCCGAGAGUCUUUCCGAGAACUUAUGCCUGCAAUACCCAUUCCUAAGCUAUGCCAUGAAACACAUAUUCGACCACGCUGAGGCUGCAGCUGAAAAGAAUAUCUCGCAGUUGACUUUCACUACAGAAUUCGACUUCGCAAGUUGGAAGGGGUACAACAACAUCCUUGAGAAGUACUCUAUUCGAAAGUAUUCCCCUGGCGCCAGCCUGCUGUAUAUUUUCGCUGAAAAAAACCUACCAAGCUCAUUCGCAUUGAGCUUCAAAAAGUACCUCACAUGGAUAUCAUGGGCGAGCGACAUCAAUUUCCUCUGCGGGCGGCUGUAGUCGCAAAGAACAAGAAGGCGAUCGAGGAAUUUCUGAGUCCUGCCGCCGGAACAGAG
Cladophialophora immunda is the source of this 2991-nucleotide messenger RNA. RefSeq lists its product as uncharacterized. Bases 197 to 2935 code for a protein of 912 amino acids. NCBI's taxonomy places the organism in Eukaryota, Fungi, Ascomycota, Eurotiomycetes, Chaetothyriales, Herpotrichiellaceae. The transcript is spliced from 3 exons. The record is from RefSeq and is a predicted model, not a curated record.